CUUGUGAAAUACGCAAAUGUCCAACAUACACAGUUUGUAACCGCCGUUAAUCGUUUAUAAAUAAUUAAGCAUUGUUUUCAUUAUAGAUGCAACAUGUCUAUGUUAAAACCAUGGAUCCUGAAUCUGAUUCUGAGUGAACGGGAUACACCUGAUUGCAUUACCAGGACUGUCAAGAAUUUAGGGUUCAAAAGCACCUCUGUAGAUGGAGACAAAGUGUGCCUUGUCACUGAUGGCUCGAUAGCAAUAACAUCAUCCUUCUUGAAGUCAGCUGUUCGAAAGGCUCUUGCAGAACUGGACGACACAGAAGCUGACUGGAGUAGUGCCCUGCUUAUACUGGUCAGCUAUAAAUUGCAACUCAAAAUCCCACAGGAACAAGGAUGUAGGGGCGGGGGUGCAGAGUAUGUUUUGAUCGUAGACAGGUUCAAAAUCUGGGAUUUGCAGCGAGGCAACACAUUAAAGAAAGACGUGAAACUCUGUAUGAAAUGUGAACCUGUAAUGAAGAAGAUGGAAGAAGAUUUAAACCAAAGAAAAGAGGCCUCUGAGACUGGCGGCUUGUCAGAGUUGCUCCUGCACAUCCCCCUAUCUGAUACCUCCCUACAGCUCUCGUGUGAUGUCACAUGCGACAUGUCGAUGGAUUGCGAAGAUGGCAGCACCGCUGUUUCACCAACGCCACCACCAGCUGGGCUUGAGACCUCCCUACAACUUUCGUGUGACGCCUCCAUGGAUCCAGAAGAGAGCAGCACAGAUGUAACACCACCUCCACAAAGAGCUGGGCCUGGGUUCCAAAUGCCAGCGCAGUCGAACAGUGAGGUUCAGCAAUUAACUGAUUCAUUGUUGCAGACGUUGUUUCAGCCCUUCUCCAUUGAAGAGUUUCAGCUCCCAGUCUCACAGCUAACUCCGCUUGACUGCAUACCAGAGUGGCAAGCUGGUUACAAGCCUCAAAAUAGUUUACAUGAAGCCAACUCCGAAUUAGAGAGUCAACAGCAUGUGUCACUGUGUCUGGAUAUGCCUGGCUGUACAUCUUCAGAAUCUGCAACCAUUAACCGGGACCUUUUUGGUAAAAAAUGUCUGCCAAAUUUGGAUGUAAAUGGUCAAAGAGCAAUGAACCUUACCUCAAGCUCUACUCGGGCAGAAGAAGAAAAUAUUGGAGCUGAAGUAUUGUCUUCAAAAAGUGUCAGCAUAUUGCAUACAAAUUUCAUGAACAUUUCCAGCCUUUCGGAUUUAAGUUUGAACUUCACCAAUACAAGUACUCCACAUGGUGAGGGGAGUAACUCCAGCGCAGAGUUCAGCUUUGAAAAAAGCACUGAUGGCAGUAUUGUGUCCCCUUCCCCAGAGGCAUCUGUGAAUGGUGCAGGAAAUAGAACACAGAUUUCUAUUCCACCAUGGUCAAAAUUAGCACAAGGCUGCAGGCCACGCCCUGAAGCAGAUAGUUCUACUGCACAGAAGGAAAAUGACUCAUUGAACUUCACGUGUUCCCAGAACCUGACCUUUGAUGAUAAUUACACAAUGACAAUGGCACACAGCACCCAGAAUGGCAGAGAAUUGAAGUAUAUUGGAAGGCCAGUGCAGAACAAUAGUCAAACUGCGGAAGAAAUAUCAGAGCAUUUGGAUUCACAGGCUGAUGGUGCAAAAUGUACCUCAGAGUUACAGCUGUCAUCUUCUAGGAAUGUGCUAGACCUUAAUGAAGACAACUUGGUGUCAGUGUCAUGUGAUAACAAAACUGAGCAUAUCAAAACAAUUGCUAGUGUGAUUUCUGAGGAUUCAAGGGUGGAGAAAUUGGUAAAAGUGGUUUUUGCUAAAAAAUCCCAGGAACAGAGAAACAUAAACAAAAACAGUGAUCAGCCUCUGAGGCAACUGGGAAAAGAACCCAGUAGCAUGGAGCAGCAUCUGGGGAGAGAACUGGGUAAUAUUGAUCAACAUGGAAAAGAACCCAUAAACAUCUCACAUCAUCAAGGGAAUGCAACCUCUUAUACUGUUCAUAUUUUACACAACAAGGUGACCGAAACAGGACCCAACCUGACUGAAAACCAAUUUUCUAAAACAACGCAAAGUCUUUCAAAGAAACAAGAUGAAACAUAUGUAAUUGAGAGGCCAGUUUCUGUAGCACAUGGACAUGCUGUGGUUGCGAAUGCUUCAUCUGAAAGUUCAGUAUUGUCUGAGUUAUCUUGUAUGUCUGCUGACGAUUACACUGCAGUGAAAUUGUAUUACAACCAGAGCCCAUCAGAGUCAACACAGAAUCGGACUGAGAGUGUUGUAAAUACUGGAACGGAAAUAAGUAGCACAUGUCAAAGUUCUGAGACGUCUUAUCCCAAUUCUUUGUCCACAAACACGGUUGGUUCUGUGAGAACAGUUGAAACUCAAAGGUCUAAUGAAACUUUGGGAGUCUCCAACAAAGAUUCAGAUUUAGGUUCUGUGGACCUCAAUUUGACUGAUUUAAGUGAUGUUAAUGAGGAAAUUGUAAAAGAAAUGGAUAAAAUAGAAAGUAGUUCAGAGCUAGGAAAGAAUCAGUCAAUGUAUACUAGAGAAGUGGAUACAUGCAAUUCAAACUUAAUUGUUCACACUGAAAACAAAGUAACUUUAAAAAGUAAGGCAGGUAAUGCAUUUUUUGAUCCAGAAAUUGGCAGCAAUGAGCGUUCAAGGAAAUUAAGGAAAAAAGUUGAAAGAGCAAGAUCCAACAGUGAAAAAAUUGAAAAGAAAAUUGCAAGCAACUGGAAUGAACAAUUCAUGGAUUUUGCCAAGAAGUUUGAUAGAGAAAAGCAAUCAAAUAAGCAGAGCAAGUCUUGCUUCAUUGAUGCCAAUAAUACAAAAAAUGUUACAUCUAAACAGAAAGAACAAAAACAAAAUGAAGCCAAAUAUGUUCAAAAAUCAGUUGAAAAGGAGUCAUAUCAUGUUGUAGAUGAUACUUAUGAAAAUGUUGAGGCAAAACAAAAACAAGAUACAUGGGAAGCAAGAACUGUUGGUAGAUUAGUAACAAGAUUGAAACGCGGAAAGUUUGAAAAACUUUAUUAUGAACGUAUAAAGGUACCUACGUGUACAACAUCAUCUUCCCAUAAAGAUAAUAACACACCAGCAUGCAUAAACCCUAGUGAUAACACACCAGCUAGUGUAAACCUUAGUGAUAACACAUCAGCCAGUCUAAACCCUAGUGACAACACACCAGCUAGUGAAAACCCUAGUGAUAACACACCAGCCAGUGUAAACCCUAGUGAUAACACACCAGCCAGUGUAAACCCUAGUGAUAACACACCAGCCAGUGUAAACCCUAGUGAAAACACACCAGCGUGUGUAAACCUUAGUGAAAAUACACCAUCAUGUGUAAACCCUAGUGAUAAAACACCAGCCAAUGUAAACCCUAGUGAUAACACGCCAGCCAGUGUAAACCCUAGUGAAAACACACCAGCGUGUGUAAACCUUAGUGAAAACACACCAUCAUGUGUAAACCCUAGUGAUAAAACACCAGCCAAUGUAAACCCUAGAAAGAAUAAGACUGACAAAGUAUAUGAGCUGAGGGGAACAAAUAGACAGAAGAAACGAAAAAGUCCUCGCCAAAAUCAGUUAAAACCAAACAAAGAAAAUCUCAAUAAACAAUAUUUCAUUUAUAAAGGAAUCCAGUUUAAACCAUGUGUAGUCAGGUUGGACAGUCUGAAUAAAAUCAUAGAAAGGGAACUACAAAAGCUUUCGAAAAAAGAAGGAGAAAAUAUAGACUCAGCGGACAAAGUAGAUAAGUCAGUUGCAGAGUCUUCUAAAUCAUUAGAAGUGCUUUCACAGGAAGCAUUCAUGAAAUUGAUGGGUAUGAGUCAGUCUCAGCAGGAACGAGUCCAGCUACAGGGUUAUGAACAGUGUGAUAAAGAAACACUAUAUGAUAAAUUAUCAAUGCAUCAAUUGUCAGGGGAUCAUGAAAAAAAAGAAAACAUGGAAAAUCAGGAUUGCACUGUAAAUUUACUGGCUUCAAAUGCAACUGACAUUACACAUGGUAAGUCUGUCACUAGUAAUUUUGAUAAUUCAGAAAAAUCACAUAUUCAAAACGAGAUGGAUAUACUAGAAAGCAAGAACAAUAGUGGGAGUAGGCCAACAGCUGAUUUGUUAGUAAAAGCAGGAUGCAUUGUUAAUUCAGAAGUGUUAAGUACUCAGCCAUUUGUACCAGAACUUGUUGGAACCCAGGAGUUUUCAAUUCACAUGGAUGAGUCUGUUGUAGAUUCCAGACCAGGUAGUCCAGUAAUUGACAUACUGACAAUGGAUUUCCCGGCAUUAAGUAACAAUGAUAAUACAGUAUUUGAAAGAAGUCCAACAAUGCCUAGGUUGGGUCUUUUGGGCCAGGAUGACAUGGAUAUAAAUUUUAAUAAAGCAUUGAGAUCAAGUCCAACAAUGUCCAUGAUGGACCUAUAUGGCCAGGAUGGCACGGAUGACAUUAUAAACACUGCUUGGCCCAGGAAUGGACAGGCACAGGCUAGAAAUCACAAUGUCUCCAAAAAGGGCAGUUGUGAUAAAAAAUCGUAUGAUGUAUUUGACCACAAAAAUCAGCCUUCUGCUGUUACCAAGGAGUCUCUUGAUUUGGUGCAUGAAAAUAUCAAACUUCCUAAUAGCAUAACAGACAAUGUGACAUUAACUUCCAUUGUUGAUAAUGAAGCCGCAUAUACUGCUACACAAAUUACCUGUGAAAAGCACUCUAAUAGCAGAAAAGACAUUUUGACAUUAAAUGAAAUUGUUGAUAAUGAGCCCGCAUUUGUUGCUAUAAAAAUUACCAGUGAAAAGAGUUCUAAUAAUAGAAAAGACAUUGUGAUAUUAAAUGAAAUUCUUGAUAAUGAACCCACAUAUGUUGCUACACAAAUUACUAGUGAAAAGCACUCUAAUAGCCGUAAAGACAUUUUGACAUUAAAUAAAAUUGUUGAUAAUGAGCCCGCAUUUGUUGCUUCAAAAGUUACCAGUGAGACCUGUGUAGCAGACAGUUCAGAAACCUUUUAUGAUGACAUGGAUGAUGAGCGAGAAGAUUUGAAAAAGAAUGAACAGGAGCAGGUAGAACUUUUGAAUGAUGAAAAAGAUGCUGUGAGCUCAGGGAGUCCAGUAAUCCCAAGACAAAAAACUCCUUCUUUGAAAAAAGUCUCUCCAAUUCGUACAGAUCGGCUGAAGUGUAGCUGGUUAGACAUUAAAUUCCCAAAAAGUGAUACAAAAUAUGACAAGUCAACAGCGAGACCUAGACAAGUUGUUAUUGUAAGUAGUGCUGACAGUCGGUCGAGCUGUGAAAAUAAAGACACAAAUGAGGGUAGUCUUUGUCCGCCAUUUUGGAAAGAGCUUAAUGAUCUUGAAAUGAGGUUAAGCUGUUUGAAAAGAAAAAGGACAUUGCAUCCAAAACAGUUAUCUGUCAGUUCCUUUGAUUCAGCAUUGGCCUGUUCAGAUAGCAAGAAUAAGGCUAUACGAAGAAGAAUGAAUCCCACAUCCCCAGUACCACUUGGAAAUACAAAUACAAUUUCAAAACUGGGUCAAUUUUUUCAAAACCAAUAUGGAAAGAGAGUUGUGAAUGUUGGUGGAUUAGCAGUGCCUACACACUCAAAAGAUAAUGUUACCCAAAGGACAAACAAUACCGAAGUUGGUUCUAAAGCACCAGGGAAGAAAAGACUGACGGAUUGUGUAUGUGAAGAAGAGUUCAGACAAAGCAGUAGCCCCCAUCAAAAAAGGAGGAAUAUUUAUGAAUGUGAUGAUAGUUCCAGUUGAGAUUUAGCAUUGACUGACGACUCCAGGCUAAGAAAUAUGGUUCUCAGUUACAGUUUUACAUAUUGACCUACUGGAGUGCUUAAUACAGAUGAGCAUUGACCAAUGGUAGUGUUUGUUACAGAUGAACAUUGACCAAUGGUAGUCCUUGUGACAGAUAAAUGUUGACCAAUAGCAGUACUGUAAUUCUUAGAGAUGAACAUUUUUACUGAUGAAUUUUAAUUAUAUUGAUAAGAUUUUAGAAUGUUUUUCCUUGAGCUUACUAUAGAAAAAUGAAAAUGUAUAUUAUCAUUAUAUACAAGAUGUAAGUUAAUUUGUUUCUUUUCUGGACAAUAUUUAAUAUAUAUUUGUGCAAAAACAUGUCUUAAUUUUUCCUGUUAAUAUGUAGAUGUACAAAAUUUAUUGGGAUUCCAAGGCAUCAAUUUUUGUCCCCACCGGUGAAACCGGAGGGGACUUAUGGUUUGAGCUCUGUCUGUCAGUCUGUCUGUCACACUUUUCUGGAUCCUGUGAUAACUUAAAAAGUUCUUCAUAUUGUUUCAUGAAACUUGAAACAUGGAUAGAUGGCAAUAUGGAGAUUAUGAACGUCAUUUUAUUUUGUUCCUACGUCAAGAAUUCUGGUUGCUAUGGCAACAAAUAUAAACAAAAAUAUAAAAAAAUACAAUGGUGGAGUAUCACCGGUAGGGGACCAUAUUGCUUGGCAAUCUCUUGUUUUUAGCUCACCUGUCACGAAGUGACAUGGUGAGCUUAUGUGACCGUGUGAUGUCCGGCGUCCGUAUGUGCGUGUGGGCGUGCGUGCGUGUGUUCGUCAACAAUUUGUUUGUGUAGACAGUAGAGGUCACAGUUUUCAUCCAAUGUUUAUGAAAUUUGGUCAGAAUGUUUAUCUUGAUGAAAUCUGGCUUGGGAAUGUAUUUGGGUCAUCUGGGGUCAAAAACAAGGUCACUAGGUUAAAAACUAGGUCAAAUAAUAGAAAAACCUUGUGUAGACAAUAGAGGUCACAGUUUUCAUCCAAUCUUCAUGAAAUCUGGUCAGAAUGUUUGUCUUGAUGAAAUCUGGAUUGGGAUUGUAUUUUGGUCAUCUGGGGUCAAAAACUAGGUCACUAAGUCAAAUAAUAGAAAAACAAACUGUGUAGACAAUAGAGGUCACAGUUUUCAUCCAAUCUUUAUAAAAUUUGAUCAGAAUGUUUAUCUUGAUUAAAUCUGUGUUGGGAUUGUAUUUAGGUCACCUGGAGUCAAAAACUAGGUCAAUAGGUCAAAUAUUAGAAAAGUCUUGUGUAGACAAGAGAGGUCACAGUUUUCAUCCAAUCUUUAUGAAAUUUGGUCAGAAUGUUUAUCUUGAUGAAAGCUGGGUUGGAAUUGUAUUUGGUUAGUCAGGUGAGCGAUUGAGGGCCAUCAUGGCCCUCUUGCUUUGUUGUUUUGUAAGUUUGAAAAGUAUGGUUCCCGGAAA
Messenger RNA from Dreissena polymorpha, 7149 nucleotides. RefSeq lists its product as uncharacterized. The record is from RefSeq and is a predicted model, not a curated record. Lineage: Eukaryota; Metazoa; Mollusca; Bivalvia; Myida; Dreissenidae. The transcript is spliced from 12 exons. Bases 94 to 5709 code for a protein of 1871 amino acids.